Messenger RNA from Effrenium voratum, 1471 nucleotides. The record is from the annotation of a GenBank genome assembly. NCBI's taxonomy places the organism in Eukaryota, Dinophyceae, Suessiales, Symbiodiniaceae.
GUUUCGAACGUGCAAGCUCGGGCCAAAGGCUACAUGGUGCCAUGGAGGGUGUUGCCUUGGAGUUCCGCCGGGCCUGGCACGACUUGCUCUAUGGGAAAGCGGAUUGGAGAAGCUUGGGCCGUCGAGCUGCUCCCUUGGCUGCGGCGGCUGCUCUUGGCACAGGCUUUUUGUACGUCCGGAAGCAGCAAGCGCCGCCUGAAGGCGACUUUCUGGCUACAUGCACCUACAGGUGCAAUGCCUCAGACUUCGGAGGUGCCCUCUCGAAGCAUUUGCCGAAGGCGCAGGCCCAGAUAGACGCCCUGCAGCGUGCGGCUCGACGCUUGCGUGGCCCCAUCGAGAGAGACUUGAUGAUUGCAAAGCUCAAGGAGGCGCAGGACGAUGCAGCAAGCAUCAUGGAGCGCCUCCUCGAGGACUGGAAGCGUGCUGGCUAUUUUGAUGAGCCACUCACAGCACAGAGGCCUAGACCGGCCUUCCCAGGCAUCGAUCUGGUAACCCAGGUAGAUGAAUCCUACGGGCGUGACAUCGGCAGCGAGGUGCCCUUGUGCCUCCUCAAGGAUACCCGAGAUGUCUCCAUUCCGCGGACGCUGAGCCCGGAGGACUGGCAAGCUGCAAGAGAUGCCUUGGAGACGCACGGGGCUGUGGUGCUCAGGGACUUGAUCUCCUCCAACCAGGUGGGCAAGCUGCGGAAGCACAUGCAUCUGCACAGCAGCGCGUUGGACCUGGCUCGGAGCAAGUGCCCACCGGAGAUCGCCCCGGUCCGGGAGUUCUCCGCGGCGCCCUUCCAGGAUGAGGAUGAAGAUUUAGAACCAGUGGUGUCCACACCAGGUCGGCAGCACUUCUGCCUGCGGGGAAGAGCUUUCGAGAAGGCUGUUGAGGAAGCCCAAGCUGGCGCAAUGCCUUUGGUCUGGGAGGCCCUAUGCAGGCAGCGAGCCACAGCUGGGCUUUCACAGACAGCGCGCCCCUACGUAUCGGAGGUGCAGUUGAUGGUGUCGGAUCCGUGCGCAGUGGAUCAGUUCUGGCACGUGGACAAUGCGUCCUCCGGGUUGACCCUGGUGGUGCCGCUCACAGCGAUACCGCAGGAGAUGGGCGCAACACUUCUGCUUCCAGGAUCGCACCAUCUCUUCAAACAGGAGAGCAUUCCUUCCCGCGUCGCGGCUUUCUUCGCCUCCCUGCUGUCUGCGAAUGGGCAGCCGGCCGUUGUGCUUGCAGCUGGGGAUGCCCUUCUAUACGACUCGAGGUUGUUGCACCGCACUGCUGCGAAUCGGCGCUACGACCGAACAGCGGCUGUGCUGGUUUUCCGCUACGACUUCGAAAGGCCACCUGGAAUGGGGCUCGCAGCCGCGCAGAUAUGGUCUUGGACGGGCAACCUGUUGUCAGGUGUUCAUCGAUUCUAUGGCAAGAUGCCUGGGCAAGCCAAAACGGCCUGACCUGAGUGGGUUAGUUAGGAAUGAUUGCAAGAGACCAAGUUGCG